This is a messenger RNA of Cuscuta europaea, 2490 nucleotides long. The record is from the annotation of a GenBank genome assembly. Lineage: Eukaryota; Viridiplantae; Streptophyta; Magnoliopsida; Solanales; Convolvulaceae.
CCUCGAUCUUAACCUCUUCUCUUCGUCGUUCUUCUCCUCGUCACUCUUCUCUUUCUGCUGCCCUCCAUCAUCACUACUUUUCGAUUUUUAGUACUACGCUUCUAGUCGAACAACACCUUUGCUUUCCCUGAUCGCUGUUUCAGUAUGGAUCACAAUGAUUAUUACGAAUUCAGUUAUUCCGGUUCUACGUCGAACUCAUGUCAUUCAUAUAAAUUGGAAGUUUCUCCAAACUUGACCAAGUAUUGGAUUCCAGAUUGCAUUGACAGUUGUAAGCCCUGUGUUGGUAUGCUAUUUAAAGGUACUGCAGAUGGGAUUCGAUUUUACAAAAAAUAUGCAGUUCUUUGUGGUUUUGAUAUUUGUAUUAGCACUUCUAAGAAAGGUCGUGACAGUGUAUGUGUGUGGAAGUAUGUUUUGUGAGGUAUUCAAAAAUCAACCAAAAGCUAUCAUUUGUGAAUCAAACACUGUUGUUGGUGAUCAAACAGAAACACUUGAAAUUGACUCCAGCUCCUCUAACUGUGUGAAAACUUCUGUUUCCAAUGAAGAGCUCAAAAGAUCGGACCCUAAGGCUAUUGAUUCCAUAAAGAGGCGUCGUGUAUCAAAUAGGGUUGGUUGCAAAGCACGUUUAGUUAUGAGGUUACAUGGUGUUGAUAGGUAUAUAGUUACCCUAUUCGAAGAGCGACAUAACCAUCCCAUGACGUCUAUCCCAUCUAGCCCAUUUCUAAAGGUUAACCGAGCUCUUGACAUUGGCCAUCAAAAUUUUGUUUUGAACUGCUCAAAAGCAAAUAUUGGUACCAUGAAGUGCUAUCGUUUGUAUAAAGAAAUAGUUGGUGGCUAUUCGAAUAUUGGUGCAACAUCGGUUGAUUUUAAGAACUUUAAACUUGAUUUGAAGGCAUAUGUUGCAGGGGUUGAUGCUCAAAUGUUAAUUGAUAAGCUCUUUAGAAAGCGGGAGACAUGUUCUGAGUUUUUCUUUAACUAUGAUGUGGAUGGUAGUGAUCAAUUAACUCGAAUUUUUAGGCUGACCCUAUUUGUAGAAAGGAUUAUGCUCUGUUCGGAGAUGUUGUCUCAUUCGAUGCUACUUUCGAGACUAAUAGGUACAAUAUGGUAUUUUGUCCCUUUCACUGGUGUAGAAAACCACAAGAAGUGCAUAACUUUCGGGGCCGGCCUUUUGUUGAAGGAAGAUGUUGAAUCUUAUAUUUGGGUGUUUCGUUCUUUUAUUAGUGCAAUGACCAAGGAGCCCACGUGCAUUAUAACUGACCAAGAUCCUGCCAUGCGGGUUGCUUUUGAACAGAUUUUCAAAACAGCUCGUCAUCGAUAUUGUAUGUGGCACAUCAUGUCCAAGGUCACUUCCAAGAUUUUGGAUCCCUGCGUUUUUCCGUGAUCUAUUCAUGGCAGGAAUGCUUAGGACUACAUCAAGAUCGGAAAGUGGAGUCAAGCUGUGCAAGAUCCCGUCAGAGUUUAACCCUGCAGAUAUGGGUACCGAGUGUCUUUCUGCUGAGAAGCACUUGUCCUGUAAACGCGUGUUAAACUUUGACUGUGGAUAACUGUGGGUUGCGUAAUAAAGUGUUUGCCCGUUUUAUCUGUUGAUAUUCCGGGUGACCCGGCAAUGAUGAGUCUCCUCACAACCUGUUUUGCUACUCUACACCACCUAGGACCAAUAAGGUGGAGAAUGUUGGAGGUAUUGGUCCUACCAAGGCCUCCCUUCCACUUUAUUAUUAAGGCUUGCACCCCAUGUUUACUCCCACUUUGAUUCCCUUAGUUGAAAUCACUCAUUGGUGCCCGUUGACUUACAAUAUGUGAGCCCCCCUUUUUUUGUUGUUGUCCGCUGCACCUCCUGUCUGGCAGCCCGUGACUACCUGUUGAUUAGCCUCACCCGUGACUUCCCUUGGCAGCCUAUUUGUAGUCCUUUGUUUGCCCCUUUGAGUUAAGCCUGCGUGAAUUCCUCUUCCAGAGUGCAGUGUCUUCCUUCUUCCUUUCCUUGUGUGAGAGUUCCUUUGUGGAGUGAAGAAGAGUGAGUAAACAUGGGAGAUGUUGUGGCCUAGCCCUAGAGGGUGUGUGUGAGUUUAGUCUAGAGUGGUUGGAGACCUGAGCCGGAGACGGAUACGAUCCUAAAAGUUUUAUUGAGCAUCAACCAGAUUUGUUCAAGAAGCAAAAAUUUAUUUCCUCAGAGUCGUCCGGUGCAUCUAGUAGUUCAAAGAAUGACAUCAUCAGCUCAUAUUAUGGUUCUUUUAUACCGACUGAGGUUAAUGUCCAGCCAUCUGAGAUUGCUAGGAACAAAGGCUGUGGCAAAAGAAUAAAAGGCGGCAAAGAGAAAACUAUUGAAGUUGCAAAGAAGGCUAAGAGAUUAUGCCGUACUUGUAAUGAGUUUGCAUUUCAUGAUAGUAGGAAUUGUCCUCUAAAUGAUGACAAAUAAGAGAAUUGAAGCUAUAAUGUGUUGAUUUUUCAAUUUUUACAGAUUUGUUAUUUUACACAAAUGUUGUCUUUGUAUUGCAC